GCUCGCCCCAACUCUUCGUCGGCCCAUCCUACCCCAUGGUUGUCGUAUCUGCGCCCGGCAAAGUGCUGCUCGCGGGCGGUUACCUCAUCCUCGACCGGCCGCACACGGGCACGGUGCUCGCGCUCGACGCGCGCUUCUUCUCUGCAGUCGAAAUGCGCCCGCCUGCCGCGGCCGCGCUCCCGGGCGAGGUCGAGGUCUCCGUGGCGAGCCCGCAGUUUGGCGAGCUUCGCCACUACGUCUAUUCCUCUGGCCCGGCGGGCGAGGACGCGUCGCUCCGUCCCGCCGCCGGCACCGCCGCGCAGCCGCCCAAUCGCUACGUCGAGGUGCCGCUCCUCUACGCCAUCACUGCGGCCCGCGCGCUCGCCGCCGCCGCCGCGCCGGCCGGCUCGGAGCCCGUGCCGUCGCCGCCGCCGCUCGCGCUAGAGGUGACGCUGGCGGCGGACAACGGCUUCUACUCGCACAUCGCGGAGCUCCGCGCGCGCGGCCUGCCGCUCACCGCCGAGUCGCUCGCAUCGCUUCCGCCGCUGCUGCGCCCUGCGGCGGGGGACAACGGCGACGUUGCAAAGACAGGCCUCGGCUCGUCAGCAACCCUGGUCACCUCUCUGGUCGCCGCGCUGCUGCACACCCUCGGCGCCAUCUCGCUGCCGGAGCCGGGCGGCCCGCCGGCGGCGGCGGCGCAGCCUAAAUCGCACGAGAGGGAGGAGAGGGAGCUGGCCAUGCUGCACGCGCUGGCGCAGGUGUGCCACUGCGCGGCGCAGGGCAAGGUGGGCUCCGGCUUCGACGUCUGCGCCGCCACCUUCGGCUCCCACCGCUACUGCCGCUUCUCGCCCGCCACGAUCCAGCCGCUGCUCGGGCUCGCGGAAGGCGCCGCGCCGCCGCCGGCGCUGCUGCUCGGCGCCAUCGGCAGCGCGGGGCGCGCGCCGGCGCUCGACCACGAGGCGGAGCCCUUCCAGCUGCCGCCCGGCGUCGAGGUGAUGAUGGCCGACGUCUGCUGCGGCGCGCCAACCCCCGAGGAGCGCCGUCCCCACCCGAGUCCCGCCCGCUCCACCGCGAGUUGUGAUUCCGUCACAGGCGCGCACACGCCGUCGAUGGUCAAGUCGAUCCAGCGGUGGCGCGGCGAGGACGGCGCGGCCAAAGGUUUGUGGUCGCGGUACGCGUCGCAGUCCGCGCGGCUGCAGGCGUCGCUGCGGCGGCUGGCUGCGCUGCACGGGAGGUACGUGGCGGACGGGCGGGCAGCGCAGUGGCUCGAGGCUCUCGCGCGGCUGGGCGGGAUGGCGCCCAAGGAGUGGUUCGUCGAGGCGUCGCUCGACGGAUGCGAGCUCGCGACGGCGCUCAACGAGGUGCGCAACGCGUCGCUCGAGCUCCGCACGCUCGUCCGCUCCAUCUCGACGGCGUCGGGCGUGCCUGUGGAGCCAGCCGCGCAGACCCGGCUGCUCGACGCGACGAUGCAGCAGCGCGGCGUGCUGAUGGCGCUGGUCCCGGGUGCGGGUGGCCACGACGCCGUCCUCGCCCUCGUCCUCCCCUCCGCCCCCCCUCCCGCCGGCCUGCUCGCCACGCGGCAGAGAGUCUCCUCCCUCUGGCGCGGCUGGGACGACAAGGGCGCCGACGCGGCGGCGGCGCCCGUCUGCGAGCUCCCGGUCAAAGAGUCGAAGUCCGUCUCCGGCGGGCACAACGGCGUGCGCAUCGAGGGCGCCGCCGCUGCCGCGUUGCUCCGCCGCGCCGCCGCGCCGCUGCGAGGCGAGACCGCAUUGAGCGGCGGGAGGCAGACCCUGGUGGUGGGCUUGGCCGCCGUCGUCGCCGUCGCGGCGGUUGCGGCGGCGGCGCUGCAGUUGCGCAAGCGGUGAGCGGGCUUGCCGGCCGAUGGAGGCGGCUCGCGCUGCCGCAAAGGCAAAGCCCGGAUUAAAAGAGCGGAAUCUCACUUCACAUUCACUGUGCUCGCUCACUGACACUGUGGGACACUGCGGUGCUGGUGAUUUUACUGCGGAUCCUCUUGCACUGAAUUCUGAAAUAUCGAA
Emiliania huxleyi CCMP1516 is the source of this 2015-nucleotide messenger RNA. RefSeq names its product phosphomevalonate kinase (gene PMVK1). NCBI's taxonomy places the organism in Eukaryota, Haptophyta, Isochrysidales, Noelaerhabdaceae. The transcript has 9 exons. Gene Ontology annotation, cellular component: peroxisome. Bases 36 to 1844 code for a protein of 602 amino acids. Gene Ontology annotation, molecular function: phosphomevalonate kinase activity; ATP binding. The record is from RefSeq and is a predicted model, not a curated record. Gene Ontology annotation, biological process: isopentenyl diphosphate biosynthetic process, mevalonate pathway.